Ipomoea triloba (trilobed morning glory) is the source of this 486-nucleotide messenger RNA. RefSeq names its product pseudo histidine-containing phosphotransfer protein 6. Gene Ontology annotation, cellular component: cytoplasm; nucleus. The record is from RefSeq and is a predicted model, not a curated record. NCBI's taxonomy places the organism in Eukaryota, Viridiplantae, Streptophyta, Magnoliopsida, Solanales, Convolvulaceae. Gene Ontology annotation, biological process: phosphorylation; phosphorelay signal transduction system; cytokinin-activated signaling pathway. Gene Ontology annotation, molecular function: protein histidine kinase binding; histidine phosphotransfer kinase activity. The coding region runs from base 1 to 486 and encodes 161 amino acids. The transcript has 4 exons.
AUGUUGGGUUUGGGUGCGGAGCGGUUGCGACUCGACAUGAAUCGCUUGCUCGCCCUACUCUUUCACCAGGGAGUGUUGGACGAGCAAUUCUUGCAACUACAACAGCUCCAAGAUGAAGCUUCUCCCAACUUUGUCUCCGAGGUUGUCAACAUUUACUUCCAUGAAUCCGAGAAGCUCCUCAGGAAUCUCAGAGUUUUGCUGAUGGAGAGUGAAAUAUGGGACUACAAGAAAAUGGGAAUGCAUUUGAACCAGUUGAUGGGAAGCAGCUCCAGCAUUGGAGCCAAACGAGUCAGAAAUGUAUGCGUGGCCUUUCGUGCUGCUGCCGAACAAAACAACCGUUUUGGGUGUUUGAGAGCCUUAGAGGCACUUGACCAUGAAUACUGCUAUCUCAAGAACAAACUCGUAGAACUAUUCCAGCUAGAGCAACAGCGGGUUUUAGCAGCUGGAGUGAGAUACCCACUACUUCAUCUUCCUCAGACUAAUUAG